This is a messenger RNA of Caenorhabditis elegans, 978 nucleotides long. RefSeq names its product Clc-like protein (gene hpo-30). Bases 15 to 854 code for a protein of 279 amino acids. Gene Ontology annotation, cellular component: membrane. The record is from RefSeq and is marked reviewed. The transcript has 6 exons. NCBI's taxonomy places the organism in Eukaryota, Metazoa, Nematoda, Chromadorea, Rhabditida, Rhabditidae.
AGAGUAACCACGGAAUGCCAUUAAUUAUGUACAAAUUUCUAUUAGUCACUUCAAUAUUCUUAAUCGUUUCCGGGCUAAUAUUAACUGCGUUCUCGUUGUUUAGUCCUCUUUGGGAAGUAGUUGAUUUUCCUCGUUCUCAUUUAUCACAUCAUCACGGUCUUUGGUGGGAUUGUAUUGUACAUCAUGAAACUUUAAUUCCGUUACAUGAAGAUCAAGCAGAACUUCGAGGUGAUCGAUGUGAUAGUAAGAUGGAUUCUUCGGUUCAAGCAUCAUUAAGAGUUGCUCUUGAAAAAGGAGAUGAAGAGGCCAGAGAGCUUUUGUUACAUCGGUUUCUACCUCAUCACAAAGGUGUAAUUUUCUUCGCAGUUUUCACUUUUGUUUUCGGACUAAUCUCCAUCCUGAUUGGCUCCUGUUCUCCAUGUUUUCCACCAAAUGCACUACUUUAUGUAGUUGGUGUCUUUAUGACCGGAGCAUGUUCUUUAUUAGCAGAUAUUAUCUACAUAUUUGCUUUUAAUCAGAAACCAAUUUUUACAAAAGAACAAUCUGAGCCACACCAAGAAGUUUUAUCGAGAAGAGAACGAGGAUCCAUUGGACCCAUUUAUAAGCGUCUUGGCAUUGCAACGUACAUGCAUAUGUUUGGUUCCAUGCUAUUAAUUGCUGCAUUCAUCUUUUCAAUUUUUUGUGCCUACUUCCUCAUCACUUCAAAACAUGCACACGACGUUUGUUGCACAAGUCGAAAAGAGUACAGAGAGCAGACAAAAUGGAAAAACAAUGGGCUAAUUCUAAAAACUGGAAGAGUAAAUCAUCAAUCACAUCGGCCAUUUGUAGUGAUUGACGAUGACAGCAGUAUGUGAACUGAUAUGCUCUCAAUUUAAAAAUUCUGUGAUUUGAUCUCUUUAUUUUGAAAUACGGGUUUUUAACAAUUUGAUCUUAAUAAUGAAUGUAAAUAAUGUUCAAUUAAUAAAUGUAAAACAAGAA